Messenger RNA from Xylaria bambusicola, 2235 nucleotides. Its product is annotated as concanavalin A-like lectin/glucanase domain-containing protein. Gene Ontology annotation, biological process: carbohydrate metabolic process. Gene Ontology annotation, molecular function: hydrolase activity, hydrolyzing O-glycosyl compounds. The record is from RefSeq and is a predicted model, not a curated record. Bases 146 to 1567 code for a protein of 473 amino acids. The transcript is spliced from 3 exons. NCBI's taxonomy places the organism in Eukaryota, Fungi, Ascomycota, Sordariomycetes, Xylariales, Xylariaceae.
GAUUGCUUUCAUACGGAGCCGCCAUCAUUCAAGGUCAUCAACCUUCAAUCCUUGUAUUAAUCAGACGAUAUAUCCCCCCCAUUGACCCAGUUGAACGAUAUUCUACGCCACCUCCCCACGGUCAAAAAGCAUAACCAACAGCGCAAUGGAACAAGACUUAGGCGGCAAGGGCCAGCCGGCAGCUUCUAUCAUAUCCAUGAACAACGAAACACCUCUACGACCGGGCACACCCAACACAGAUAGAAAUCCCUUUGGAGAUGAUCGUCUCUCAACCCAGCAACCAACUGGUGCCAAUCCUUUCUCAUCACCUUCUAUCUCCCGUCCCGCCUCAAGCUUUGGCAGCUCUAGUGCCCUUGGUAGCCAACCAAGAGGCCAGCGCUAUUUCCACUCGCGAAGAGUGAAGAAGGACGAAGUCGAGAAGCCAUGGUUGGAUAAGGCGGAUCCCAAAGAGAAAUGGGUUACUAUCUUGCCCAUUCUCGGUAUAUUUGUGGGAUUGGCGAUUUCAGGCAUUCUUAUCUGGGAUGGUCUCCGCAGCGUGGUCAAGCACAAGUACUGCCUUGUCCUCGAGGACACCUUCCAGACUUUCAACACCGAUGUAUGGACUAAAGAAGUCCAAGUCGGCGGCUUUGGCAAUGGUGAAUUCGUACAGACUACUGCUGGUGACGAGAACGUCUACGUUGAGAAUGGACAUCUCUUCAUUAAGCCUACUCUCCAGGACGCAUCUCUGGUCAACAAGGAUAACGUCAUCAACCUCUUGAAGGACGGCAGCUGUACCUCGAAGGCUUGGUCUGACUGUGUUGCUGCAACCAACACAACUGCCGGCAACUCGACCAUCGUACCACCCACUCGAUCAGGCCGCAUCAACACCAAGAAGGGCGCCACUAUUAAAUACGGUCGCGUCGAGGUCACUGCUAAGCUUCCCGAGGGUGAUUGGCUCUGGCCCGCUAUCUGGAUGUUGCCUGUUGAUGAAACCUACGGACCUUGGCCUCUUAGUGGAGAGAUUGAUAUCAUGGAGAGCCGUGGAAACAACCGCUCAUAUGGUCAAGGAGGUAACAACAUCGUGUCGUCCGCUCUGCACUGGGGUCCUGAUGUCGCCAAUGAUGCAUGGUGGCGAACCAAUGUCAAGCGAGAGGCUCUACACACUACAUACUCGGCUGGCUUCAACACCUUCGGACUUGAAUGGUCUCAGAAGUACCUCUUCACCUACGUCAACUCUCGCCUCCUUCAGGUCUUGUACACCAACUUCAACGAGCCUCUCUGGGAACGGGGUAACUUCCCUGCUGCUAACAGCAACGGCACCCGACUUGAGGAUGUUUGGUCGCAGACUGGACGCUACAACACUCCCUUCGACCAGAAGUUCUACCUAAUCCUCAAUGUCGCUGUCGGAGGCACCAAUGGAUGGUUCGAGGAUUCCAAGAGCAACAAGCCUUGGCUCGACGGCAGUGCCAAUGCUAAGAAGGACUUUUGGAAUGCCCAGGACAGCUGGCUCCCCACCUGGAAGAACCCUGCCUUGGAAGUCAAGAAGGUCGCCAUGUGGCAGCAGUGCGACGGCAACGAAGAGUUGUAAAAAAAAUAUUAGACGACUUUACCUACUACUGAUGUCAGGGAUUUGGGUUGGGUCACAUUGGCGUUUCUUUGAUUUACGAUAUCACAUGGGAGUAAUGGUUUGAGGCGAAUAGAUGGUCUAUUGCUUAUUGAGGAGUCCUUGGUUAUCACAUAAAUCUUAGUAUAUAAUGUUUGGACAUGUUUGGGUCAGGUUCAUAUCUGAAACAUGUUUUUGAGGAGAUAGAUAGACUACGGCAAUAUCUGAGACGCAAUACAUAAUGAUGUUGAUACCCCUGCAAUUCGCAGCUUACAUUAAUCUAUUGAGCUCUGUGUUAGCUAUUCCAUCAAAAGUUUAGUUCAAGCCACUGCCGAGAAGUAAGACCACAGUCUGGUGUCUUAUUACAGAACUAGUGGUGAAAGCUGAGAAGUCACGAAUUUAGACGCGCAAGGGAGUGAAAAAGGAGGAAAGCCCAAUGCCCAAAGCCCAAAGAUCUCAUUAGAACAGGUAGUUCCACCGAGGAUUAUUGGCAGUUUAUUGCGAAGGCGUCAGCUAUCUUUUAAUCGAGGUGUGCUGAGUCUAGCCUCGUAGCGAGGGAGAGGGGUAGGAAAUAAAAAUAAUAAAAAAUUAACACGUAGCUGAGCUAACGGUCUGAAACGCCCGCACACCUCGUAUCAACAGCUCCAAGCAAU